GCUGGAGCAAAAGCAGCCAACCAGCUUGUUUUCCUUGCCAUAGGCUCCAUAAAAGGGGAGAUCCUAUAUUGAAUUCAUAUUGGUGGGAUUGGCAGGGAAAGAAUUUUGCUUUUUUGUUCUUGGAUCUUUCCUGGCUAGAGAAUUUGUUCAGAGAAUAUGAGCAAAUUUGAUGGUGUUUGUCCAUGGAAUGUGCCUGUGCACCAUCGCAAUGGCAGAUGGAAUGCAUUGGAGGGGAGGCUGAGGGUGGGAGAGGUGGCUUUGAGGUGUGUCGUAUGUGGGCUUGCAGUGCUUGUGGCUGCCCUUGUGGGGACUGACACACAGGUCAAGAAGAUCGUCUUUGUGGAAAGGAAGGCCAAGUUCACAGACAUGAAGGCUUCAGUGUUUCUGGUGAUAUUUAAUGGGAUAGCUGCAUGUUAUAGUCUUAUACAAGGCCUACGAUGUGUGGUUACCUUAAUCAGGGGGAAUGUUCUGUUAAACAAGCCCGUAGCUUGGCUUAUUUUCUCAUGUGAUCAGGUAAUGGCAUACGUAUCAGUAGCUGCAGUGGCAGCAACCACACAAUCAGGAUUGCUUGCGGAAUUUGGCCAACCAGAGCUUCAAUGGAUGAAACUAUGUGAUAUGUAUAGGGGAUUCUGUAUCAAGGCUGGAUGUGGUUUAAUGAUUGCUUUUGUGGUCACCUGUUGUAUUCUCAUACUUUCCUGUAUCUCUGCAUUUAACCUUUUCCGACUGUAUGGGAAUAACAAAAGAUGAGGGCAGUGGAAAUGUAUGGACAUAGCUCUAUCUUCUCCCUGUUUUACUUCUGCCAUUUAUCUAUAACUAAUUUGCUGGUAAGCUAGCAUAUUA
Molecule: messenger RNA, 840 nt
Organism: Elaeis guineensis (African oil palm)
Lineage: Eukaryota; Viridiplantae; Streptophyta; Magnoliopsida; Arecales; Arecaceae
Product: CASP-like protein 2B1
Source: RefSeq, a predicted model, not a curated record